AUGCCACCUGACCUGAACUCACUCCCUCCAUCUCGUUCAUCCUCCUCUUCUUCAUCUCUCCCACACCGCAGCAUCCCCCCUGCUUCACCGGGCACUGCACCAGUGACAGUGAACACCACCUCCCCUCGGCCUUCUCGCGGGUCCAGCAUAGGACGACUAUCGGUUUCCGAGCGACGCCGGUCAGCCGGGAUGACUCUAAACCCGAACGAGUCCUCGGGCUCAGGUUCGGGAAAUCCCGGCGACGUCCCGCUGUCCGACUACCGCUCAUCCAUUGGGCAUGCAUUCCGCACGGCCAGUCCGUCCAGCCACGGCAGCCCGGUCUUCCCGACUGCGGAUCCGCAUCACCACCGCGCACCUUCACUGGGAGAGCUCCACCAGGAGCUGGAGCAAGAGCAAGAAGCCCAAGUGAAUCGGCUUCUGCAGAUGAUCCGCAGCCAACAGGCCCAGCUCCAGCAACUUCAAGGCCAGCAACAACACCAGAACCCCCAGGCUGCUCAAUCAGCUUCUGGGACGGCUGUUGUCGAUGAUUUCGCCCCGUCGUCGGAACGAUCCUCUUCAUACUUGGCCUCAGUCCCUCUUCCUGCGGGGACGGGGGCUGGUAACCGACUAUCCAUCUCCUCGGUGUCGAACCGCCGGCCGUCACGGGCAUCCAGCCAGGCGCCAUCCCCAAACCUGCGCCCGUUCGAUGCCACGCGAGGGACGGAGGGUGUAGAAGCAUUUCCGGGGUUGCCACACAGUUCUUCUCGGCGAGGAAGUCGGGAUGAAAGCGCAUUUUACCAGGCGGAGGCGAGCAUGCUGAGUCGAGAAAAUCAGAUGCUGCGUCAAAGAAUUCGCGAAUUAGAACGUCAAAUUGGAGACCUGACAAACUCCACACGACCCUCUGCUUCUCCAGCAACCGGAUUAGGUCUGGUGUCCGGGCAAGAGGGGGCCGAAGCUGCGGGCCCACCUCCUGUGGGAUCGACGCGAGAUGGCAAAGAAUGA
Messenger RNA from Penicillium alfredii, 981 nucleotides. RefSeq lists its product as uncharacterized. The transcript has 3 exons. Bases 1 to 981 code for a protein of 326 amino acids. Lineage: Eukaryota; Fungi; Ascomycota; Eurotiomycetes; Eurotiales; Aspergillaceae. The record is from RefSeq and is a predicted model, not a curated record.